AAAGUCAACAAAAAAAAAGGAAAAAAACAACCAAAGCAAAAACCUUGAAAAACUUGUGAUUGUGAAUUAGUUUCGCGAAUAUUUAUUGAAAUAAUUUUAAUUAAAAGAAAUUAAAUUUCAAUACAUUUCAUGAUUGUUCUCAUCUCUUGAUACUGUACACAAUCAUGUCCGCCCACAAACAACGAUACAAAAAUGUGUCGGUCGACGCCGAAGAAUUACGUAGAAGACGAGAAGAUCAAGGCAUCCAGUUACGUAAACAGAAACGAGACGAGCAAUUAUCCAAGAGACGAAAUGUCAACUUACAAAGUGUAUCAGACGAUGAGAUGCAAGAAUCGGUCACAUCGAUCAGUACAACCGAGAAAGGUAUAUCGAAAAAAAUGGUAUACGCUUUGAGUUCGAUGAACCCGGUCGAACGUUUGGAAGCUACGCAGCAUUUUCGUAAAUUAUUAUCCCGCGAACCUAACCCGCCUAUCGAUGACGUAAUUAAAGAAGGAAUCGUACCGCGAUUUGUCGAGUUCUUACAAGAUGAAAGCAACCAAACUUUGCAAUUCGAAGCAGCGUGGGCUUUAACGAAUAUCGCAUCCGGUACUUCGGCUCAAACACGCGUCGUAAUAGCCGCCGGUGCGGUACCUAUAUUCGUAACUUUAUUGAAUUCUCCUUACGAAGACCUUCAAGAACAGACAGUCUGGGCGCUGGGUAAUAUAGCCGGAGAUUCGCCUCAAUGUCGCGAUUACGUUCUAGAAUGCGGUGCAUUAAGUCCUUUACUGAAAUUACUGAACACGUCUUCGAAAUUAACCAUGGUUAGAAAUUUAGUAUGGGCUUUAUCGAAUUUAUGCAGAGGUAAAACUCCUCCUCCAGAUUUUAGCAAAGUUUCUCCGGCACUUCCGUAUCUAUCUCGGUUGCUGUUUCAUUCUGACGCUGAUGUAUUGGCCGAUACUUGUUGGGCAUUGUCGUACUUAUCGGAUGGGCCUAACGAUAAAAUCCAAGCAGUCAUCGAUGCUGGCGUUUGCAGAAGACUUGUCGAAUUAUUGAUGCACCAUCAACAUUCGGUGGUUUCGGCAGCAUUGCGAGCUGUCGGUAAUAUAGUUACAGGCGACGAUACGCAAACUCAAGUUAUAAUUAACUGCUCCGUAUUACCAUGUCUUCAGACUUUACUUACCGCAUCGAAAGAAUCAAUUCGUAAAGAGACAUGUUGGACUAUUUCAAAUAUUACAGCUGGAAACAAAGAUCAAAUUCAAGCUGUCAUAGAUGCCAAUAUAUUUCCUCUACUAAUCGAUAUAUUAGCUAAAUCGGAAUUCAAAACGAGAAAAGAAGCUGCUUGGGCUAUUACAAACGCAACAUCAGGUGGCACCGUUGAACAUAUACGUUAUCUCGUCAACAAGGGUUGUAUUCCACCGCUUUGCGAGUUACUCACAGUACCAGACGUUAAAAUAAUUCAAGUCGCGUUGAACGGACUCGAAAAUAUACUACGAGUAGGCGACCAAGCAGCUAAAUUACACUCGACCGUUAAUCCUUACGCGGUUAUCGUAGAAGAAUGUUCAGGUCUCGAUAAAAUAGAAUACUUGCAAUCUCACGAAAACAUGGACGUUUACCACAAAGCUUACGAUAUUAUCGAACAGUAUUUCGGUACUGAAGAAGAAACCACUAACAGCACAAGGCUCGUCCCCCCUGUACAAACUGGUCCUCAAGGCACAGAGCAAUACCAAUUCGCCGCCGACCAAAGCGUACCAAUGGACGGGUUUAAUUUUUAGCUUUCAAGUAAUAACCGUAUUACAAAAAAUAUACAUAUUGUCUUGUGUAAUUGUUAAUAACGAAUUGUGUAAGUGUAAAGGAAAAAUGUUGCCAUUUUUUUUCGUUCCGUUUCGUUUAUUUUUCCGCAGCAGUAGUAAAGUUCCGUUCAAUAAUAACGAAUCGUUAUUCGAAACACGCCGAUUUUAAAUCCGUUUUAAGUAACAUAUUUUUUUUCGUUUUAAAUGCUGAUUUUGUUUGUUGUAUCGUACAUUUUCUAACAGAUGCCUAUUAUCUUAUACAUAUAUUGUAACCGUUUCGUUAUCUUGCUUGUAAAUACGCUCUAAAAGAUACCGAAACUCUCAGCGAACAUUUCUUCUCUGAGUGGUUCCUUCGCUAUUAUUAUUUUGGUUUUGAUUUUUUUCUUUUCUUUAUUUAUCCGUCGUCGACUAUACAUCGAGUCCGCAUAAAGUUCGUGUUUACUUUGGGUAGCUUUUCCUACUGGAUUUGUUCUCUAUUCUUUUUUUUUAUGUUUAUAAACUCUUGGAUCGAUAAUCCACCUCUCGUCAUCGAGUUGAGACAGAAAUUGAGAAAUUUUAAUUAUUUAUGUAGGUAUUCUACAUAUUAUUUUGUUUACCGGAUUCGAAAUUUGAAAACACUUAUUCGAAUAACCUAUUUUUUUCCUUAAUUUUUUUAUUAUUAAAAUUUUGUUAUUGUUUUACAAAAUGAUGUAAACGGGAAAUGAAUAAAAUCUGUGCUUCCUGUUGUGUAAUAUUUUA
Messenger RNA from Planococcus citri (citrus mealybug), 2507 nucleotides. RefSeq names its product karyopherin alpha1 (gene Kap-alpha1). Gene Ontology annotation, biological process: NLS-bearing protein import into nucleus. The record is from RefSeq and is a predicted model, not a curated record. Gene Ontology annotation, cellular component: cytoplasm; nucleoplasm; nucleus. Gene Ontology annotation, molecular function: protein binding; nuclear import signal receptor activity. The transcript has 9 exons. The coding region runs from base 165 to 1751 and encodes 528 amino acids. NCBI's taxonomy places the organism in Eukaryota, Metazoa, Arthropoda, Insecta, Hemiptera, Pseudococcidae.